Messenger RNA from Camelina sativa (false flax), 1050 nucleotides. RefSeq names its product histone deacetylase HDT1. NCBI's taxonomy places the organism in Eukaryota, Viridiplantae, Streptophyta, Magnoliopsida, Brassicales, Brassicaceae. The record is from RefSeq and is a predicted model, not a curated record.
ACCCUAAAGAGACCAAAGCACUUGAAACGCUCUGUUAUAAAUACUCUUCCCUAAAAACCCUUUCUUCUCUUCUUCCAUUCUUUAGCUGUCAUAAACCCUAAAAAAUCCUAUCUUUUUCACACUUAUCAUCCUCGAUUCUUAGCUAUGGAGUUCUGGGGUAUUGAAGUUAAACCAGGAAAGCCAGUUAAAGUGACUCCUGAAAGGCACACACUUAUCCACGUUUCUCAGGCAUCACUUGGAGAAUGUAAAAACAAGAAGGAAGAGUUUGUGUCUGUACAUGUAAAGGUUGGUGACCAGAAACUUGUCAUGGGAAACCUAUCAACUGAGAACAUCCCGCAGCUUUUCUGUGAUUUGGUAUUCGAGAAAGAGUUUGAGCUUUCUCACAACUGGGGCAAAGGAAGUCUUUACUUUGUUGGAUACACAUCUCCCAACAUUGCAGAUAAUGAUGGAGAAGACUUUUCUGAUUCAGAGGAAGAAGAGGAAGAGGUUGAAGAAGUCCCUGCCACCAUUACCGCUAAUGUUGCAGGGAAUCCAAAACCAAAGGCCAAGCCUGCACAAGUGAAAAAGAAUGCAAAGCCAGCCGAUGGAAUGGUUGUUGAUGAGGAUUCAGAGGAAGAAGAAGAGACACCUACACCUAAGAAGCCUGUAUCAAGCAAGAAGAGAGCAAAUGAAGAAGCCCCUAAAACACCUGUGUCAUCAAAGAAGGCGAAAGUAGCAGUUACUCCUCAGAAAACAGAUGAGAAGAAGAAGGGUGGAAAAAACCCUGCAACCCAGAGCCCAAAGUCAGCCAGUCAAGUCUCCUGUGGUUCAUGCAAGAAGACGUUCAACUCAGGGAAUGCACUUGAGUCUCACAACAAGGCCAAGCACGCUGCUGCCAAGUGAAGUGGUUUCUUAGAGAGCUUAUCAACCAAAUUACUCUGUUUUGGGUUUCUGAGUAGGAUCAUUAUGAUAUCUUUGGAAUUUUGCUUCUAGUCUUUAUGAAACCUUCGGAUUUUCUUAUCCUUUUUUUGGAUAACAAGUUUUGAUUAAAGAAAGCCAGUUGAAAUCUAA